CAGGGCGGGGCCAGAGGCGCAUUAGCAGCUUGUCAAUUUCGGUUGCUCAGACUUGCCCCUGACUCUCCGAAACUUGUUGCGGCUCCGCGCGCCCGUCUCCUUUUCCCCUGGCCACUCGUUGCCUCCCGCUCCCCGACUCCUUGCUCCCGACUCCCCGUGGACCUGCUUUUCCCCAGAGCUCCGGAGCCGCCGGAUGCUGCGGGCUGCGGGCGGAGGCUUGAGGCUGGGCGCUGCCCUCCCCACGGCGCGGACCAUGCUAGCCUUGGCGCUGCUUGCCUUCGGAGCGCUGCGAGCGGGAUCUGGAAGCUACCUGGCUGUGAUCGCCCCCCAGGACCCGACGCUGCUCAUCGGCUCCUCCCUCCACGCUACCUGUUCAGUGAGCGUGAGCGGCGGUGAUACACCCACGGCUGAAGGGCUCUACUGGACCCUCAACGGCCGGCGGCUGGCCCCCGAGCUCUCCCAGGUCCUCAACGCCACCACCCUGGGCUUGGCACUGGCCAACCUCAACGGCUCCAAGCAGCAGUCGGGGGACAACCUAGUGUGCCACGCCCGGGAUGGGAGCAUCCUCGCUGGCUCCUGCCUCUAUGUUGGCUUGCCCCCUGAGAAGCCUGUUAACAUCAGCUGUUGGUCUAAGAACAUGAAGGAUCUAACCUGCCGCUGGUUCCCAGGCACCCAGGGGGAGACCUUUCUCCAUACCAACUAUACCCUUAAAUACAAGCUUCGGUGGUACGGGCAGGAUAACACAUGCCAAGAAUACCACACCGUGGGGCCCUAUUCCUGCCACAUUCCCAAGGACCUGGCACUAUUCACGCCCUAUGAGAUCUGGGUGGAAGCCACUAACCGCCUGGGCUCGGCCAGGUCGGAGGUGGUCACCUUGGACAUCCUCGAUGUGGUUCAGUGUUCAACUGGUCAGGGUGUGGCUAGCGGGAAGAGACCCAGCCUGAAAGGGAUUAAUUCACCCAAUUCCUCACCAGUAACAACAGACCCCCCACCAGAUGUCCACGUGAGCCGAGUGGGGGGGUUGGAGGACCAAUUGAGUGUCCACUGGAACUCCCCACCAGCGCUCAAAGACUUCCUUUUCCAAGCUAAGUAUCAGAUCCGCUACCGAGUAGAGGACAGCGUGGAAUGGAAGGUGGUGGACGAUGUGAGCAAUCAGACCUCAUGCCGCCUGGCGGGCCUUAAGCCAGGCACAGUCUACUUCGUGCAGGUGCGCUGUAAUCCCUUCGGCAUCUACGGGUCUAAGAAAGCAGGAAUAUGGAGCGAGUGGAGCCACCCCACGGCGGCCUCCACCCCCAGAAGUGAGCGGCAGGGCUCCAGUGGGGCCUGCGAGCCUCGGGGAGGGGAGCCCAGCUCCAUGCCAGUGAGGCGGGAGCUGAAGCAGUUCCUCGGCUGGCUGAAGAAACAUUCCUACUGCCCCAACCUUAGCUUCCGCCUCUAUGACCAGUGGCGAGCCUGGAUGCAGAAAUCCCACAAGACCCGCAACCAGCACAGGACGAGGGGCUCCUGUCCUCGGGCAGACGGAGCACGGCGAGAGGUCCUACCCGGAGAUAAACUGUAGUGAUCCUAGGUCCUGGGCCAGGAGGGCACCUACCCACCCUAAUGCCACCUCCAAAGAGUCUAUGAAAUAUGGAGGGAGGAUAUCUGGGGCUCCUCUACUCUAACCUGGGGAUGCCCCCCUAAGUUCUCCCAAGCACUGGAACUAUGGAUUCAUCCAGGAUAGAAGAUGCCCGCCUAAGCCACAGCCCCUGCUCCCUGCCUCUCAAUCCCUAUUUCACCUGGGCCCCUGUUCCCAAAAUGGGCAGCCCAGGCUUCUGUGGAGCCACCAGGCAUCUCAUCUCCGCUGUCUGGCAAGGAGCUGUCCUUAAGAACAAGGCCAGUGCAGGAAUAGAACAAGGCAAGGCUUUGGGGGGAGGGGGAGUGGGGGAAGAGACCAGGCCCCUGCCUCUUGCUGUACCCAUAACCCCUCCUGCUUCUGCCCAAUUCCCUGUCAAAAGAUUCUUAUAAAUAAACGACUUAUUUUUGGUGAA
This is a messenger RNA of Phascolarctos cinereus (koala), 2027 nucleotides long. The record is from RefSeq and is a predicted model, not a curated record. NCBI's taxonomy places the organism in Eukaryota, Metazoa, Chordata, Mammalia, Diprotodontia, Phascolarctidae.